Cephus cinctus (wheat stem sawfly) is the source of this 1562-nucleotide messenger RNA. RefSeq lists its product as uncharacterized. Lineage: Eukaryota; Metazoa; Arthropoda; Insecta; Hymenoptera; Cephidae. The coding region runs from base 150 to 1421 and encodes 423 amino acids. The record is from RefSeq and is a predicted model, not a curated record. The transcript is spliced from 4 exons.
AUACCCACUUCCUGCAUUGCUUUGGCACAACGUCACAGCUGCAUAGUUGACUACUCGGGGAGCUGCAAGUGCUGUAGUAAAGGGAGUGAUAGAUAAUCAUUUUCAGACUGUCAAUCAGUGCAAUCCGUGUCGUUGCGCUGGUAGGAGCGAUGGGUACCGUACGGCUUACUUUGGAUUCCGCCCAGGAGUUGCUUGGUAAGGAUGAGACCGACGUGGAGAUUACUGAUCUGGAGGAAGAACCUGGUUCCGGAAGAGGUGACAACUACACUUCGAUAUUAUAUCGAGUAAGUGUAAAGGGUUUGAAGACGAUGAGAACUGGUGAAAAGGUAGCCUGGGAACGAGCCAUCAUCUACAAGGCUCUACCACAGUCCAGAGAGCACCGAGAAGCUUUCAAGAGUGAAGCACUGUUCAAAAAUGAAGUUGUUUUCUAUACAAAAGUUUGGCCAGCCCUGGACGAGCUACAGUCUGAUGGAAAGCGUGUCUUUGGUGGAGUAGCCAAAGUGUACAUAGCCAAAGAAGAUAUUAUUGCUAUGGAGGAUCUACGAGAGAGAGGUUUUAAGAUGGCUGACCGCACACAAGGUCUCCAGGUUGAAAGUCUGAAGCAAGUACUCAAGGCGCUAGCAGGUUUUCAUGCUCUGAGUUUGACUCUUCAUGAUCUAAGACCAGAACAAUUCGAAAGGCUCACCACCGGUGACGACGGUCAGGGCAUAAAGGAGGCUCUUUUUCGUGAAGAGAAUGAGGAUUGGUACAGACAGUAUUACAGAGUGGCUGCUAACAAUGCCAUAGCGAUGGUGUCUAAGACAUUGUCAGUUAAGAUGGAGCAUCGACGAGAAGAGAUAAUGGGUAAAUUACGUGCCUUUCUGCACGAGGACGUCUUCUUCAGGACGAUGAGUCAACUAGCUGCAUCAAAGGGCCCACUGACGGUCUUCUGUCACGGUGAUUGCUGGACGAAUAAUAUUCUCUUCAAGGAUGAAACCACCGAUGAAGCAGAACCAGUGUACCUGGUUGACUUUCAACUGACUAGAGUUGGAUCCCUCGCUCUUGACUUGGUGAAUCUUCUCUAUUGCUGCACCAGUGGUGACGUUAGGCGCGUACAUAUGACGCAGCUCCUGCGCCAUUACCACUGUCAUUUGAUGCUGUGUCUGCAGACGUUGAAUCCAAACACAACCCGGAACGCUCCAAUUAUGUGGGAAUAUCUGACCCAGGAAAUGAGAAGAUGCGGACGCUUUGGUGUAGGUCUCGCCCUGGACGUUUUACCAAUCAGCACAUGUGCAAGUGACGAAGCCCCAGAUCUGUAUGAGGAUGCUGAGGUCGACAAGGAAGAGGGUCAUGCAAAAUGGGCACCACCACUAGGUGGAGCAAAGUGUGCCAAAUUGAUGACGGACCUGGUGAUAGAGCUUAUACAUAAUGAUGCUUUGUAGAAAUUUAAAUGACAGAAAUAAUUGUAAUAAUCAAGUUGCAGCCGACUUUUGUAGACAUAGCAGUGUAUUGUACACGAGUCGAUUACAGAAAUUACGAGUUUACAAUGAAAGUACAAUGUUGUAAAGUCUUGGUCGUCGAAA